Messenger RNA from Medioppia subpectinata, 714 nucleotides. The record is from the annotation of a GenBank genome assembly. NCBI's taxonomy places the organism in Eukaryota, Metazoa, Arthropoda, Arachnida, Sarcoptiformes, Oppiidae.
AUGGAGACACUGGACGCGGACGAGCACUGGGAAUACGAGGCCAUUAACCUAUCGCUACGUAAGGCCGGUCUAGGGAUGAGCAUUAAGGGCGGUCUGGACUCACCGGACAGUUACGACUCGCCGCACAUAUACGUGAGCAAAGUGUUCACCGACGGCAUGGCCUACGCCGACGGGCGGCUACAGUUGGGCGACAUUAUACUGUCGGUCAACGGCUUUCCACUCAUAGACGUAAUGCAUUUUGAAGCCGUGGACGCCAUCAUCAGCGCCGGCACCGACAUUACCCUCUAUUGUAAGCGCAAACGUUGCCGUAUAUACGACAGAAUACCCACCCCUCCCAUCACUCCCACACCUCCAGCAACGCCCACACCUCCCGACACUCCCAUACCUCUCGACACUCCCAUACCUCCCGGUGUGGACCCCAUUGUCGAUGAGGUGGACGGCCUAAUGGAGGUCAGGCUGGAUAAGGGCUCCGGCGGUUUUGGUGUUUGUAUUAGCGGUGGUGUGGAUAACGAGCACCGGAAGGGCGACGGAGGCGUAUAUGUGACUAAAGUGGUGCCGAACGGUGUGGCCGAUAGGGACGGACGACUGGCCAAAGGCGACCAACUGUUGGCAAUCAAUGACGUGAGUCUGGAGAGUGUGACCUACGAGGAGGCGGUGGCGGCCAUGAGAAACAGCCCCCCGAUGUCGGUGUUGACUGUGUUUAGAAAGUUGUGA